Messenger RNA from Tachysurus vachellii, 876 nucleotides. RefSeq names its product ferredoxin 1b (gene fdx1b). Lineage: Eukaryota; Metazoa; Chordata; Actinopteri; Siluriformes; Bagridae. The record is from RefSeq and is a predicted model, not a curated record. Gene Ontology annotation, molecular function: 2 iron, 2 sulfur cluster binding. Bases 3 to 500 code for a protein of 165 amino acids. The transcript has 4 exons. Gene Ontology annotation, cellular component: mitochondrion. Gene Ontology annotation, biological process: P450-containing electron transport chain; positive regulation of oxidoreductase activity.
GCAUGGCCCUGCGAGUGUGUGUUCAGUCACUGGUCUUCUCAAACCGAGUCCGACUCUGGGGAAAAUCUCUGAGUCCCAGAAGCAUCAUCAGACCUUUCAGCCGACUUCAUGAGCUCCUGAGCAACAGUUCUCCUGGCUCGAAGGUGCUCCUACACUUUGUUUAUCAGAGUGGAACAAAGACGAGUGUGAUGGCGACAGAAGGAGAAUCUCUGCUCGACGUCGUCAUCAACAAAAACCUCCAAAUCGACGGCUUUGGUGCGUGUGAGGGGACAUUAGCUUGUUCCACGUGUCACCUGCUGUUUGACGACUCUGUGUACGAGCGUUUGGAGCCGAUGUCUGAUGAGGAGAUGGACAUGCUGGACCUCGCCUACGGACUCACCAAGACGUCUCGUCUCGGCUGUCAGGUGAUCGUGGCAUCCUGGAUGAACGGCAUGACGGUGCGUGUGCCUCAAGGUGUCAAAGAUCAAAGGGUGACACAGGAGGCAAAGAAUAAACAAUGACACACACACACACACACACAGUGUAUUCUUUUUCUUUUUAUUUCUGAGUUUGGAAUUAAAAUGAAAGAGACAAACAUAAAUUACACGCUGUCUACAUUAAUAAACAUCUCUCUCUCACACACACACACACACACACACACACACACACACACACACACACACUCAGGCAGGGUCUCUAGAUGAGUAGUGACUCCUCUCUUGGGGUAUUUGACAAACUGACACCCAGUCAGACGAGUGUCACACACAGUCUGUCAAAUACUCGAAGAGAAGAGUCUACAGCGCCGAGGGAGAGUGAGGGAUCUGUAAACAACAACAACAACAACAUGUUAAAUACCACAUCUCUCUCUCUCACUCACACACACACACACUAACACAA